AUGAGCAGAGCGAAGCUGGUGUUUGAGAGAAAGCACGCUCUUCAGAGCCACAAGUUGGUGGAGGAAAAGACCACAGAUUCUACAUGCAUGGUGUUGAGCGUGAGUCUGGGAUUUGUGGACAUGAUGAACAGCGAGGGAAAGAAGGAGGAACAGAAGAAGUAUGCCCUGUUCAUUGGAGACACGGUUUUGAUCAACGAGGAGGAUCCAGCCAUCAUUCUAACGCCUGUCAAAAAGAAGAUCAAGAAUGUUGGAAUUUUCCUCAAGAAUGAUGAUGAGGAAGAUGAAGAGGAAGAAGAAAAUAAUGCUGAGGAACUACUGGGUAAAGGAGCACGUGCUGCCCUGUUGGCUGACAGGACCAGGAAUGAGAUGACGGCAGAAGAGAAGCGGCGAGCCCAUCAAAGGGAAUUGGCUAAUCAGAUGAACGAAGAGGCCAAGAGGCGUCUAACAGAACAGAAGGGCGAACAGCAGGUUCAAAAGGCCAGAAAGUCGAACGUGUCUUACAAGAACGUUUCCCAGAUGCCUCGCGAGAAGGAUAUUCGGGACAUGAAGCUUUAUAUCGACAAGAAGUACGAGACCGUCAUCAUGCCGGUGUUUGGCAUAGCAACACCCUUCCACAUCGCCACCAUUAAGAACAUCAGUAUGUCAGUCGAGGGAGACUACACCUACUUGAGAAUAAACUUCUUCGUGCCUGGCAGCUCUCUGGGGAGGCACGAGGGCAACAUCUUCCCCAACCCUGAGGCCACCUUUGUUAAAGAGAUCACGUACCGUGCCUCAAACCUGAAGUCUCCUGGUGACACGUCUGUGCCCUCCACCAACCUGCAAAAUGCCUUCCGUAUAAUCAAGGAGGUGCAGAAACGCUACAAGACGCGUGAGGCUGAAGAAAAGGAGAAAGAAGGCAUCGUCAAGCAGGACUCGCUAGUCAUCAACUUGAACCGCAGUAACCUUAAGCUCAAAGACCUUUACAUUCGGCCUAAUAUUGCGCAGAAGAGGAUGCAGGGCUCAUUAGAGGCACACACCAAUGGUUUCCGUUUCACAUCAGUGCGCGGUGAUAAAGUAGACAUCCUGUACAACAACAUAAAGCACGCCAUAUUCCAGCCAUGUGAUGGAGAGAUGAUCAUCGUAUUGCAUUUCCACCUCAAGAAUGCCAUCAUGUUUGGGAAGAAAUGCCACACAGAUGUACAAUUCUACACAGAGGUGGGAGAGAUCACUACAGACCUGGGCAAGCACCAACACAUGCACGACCGAGACGACCUGUAUGCUGAGCAGAUGGAGCGUGAAAUGAGACACAAGCUCAAAUCGGCCUUUAAGAACUUCAUUGAGAAAGUUGAGACGCUUACAAAGGAGGAGCUUGAGUUCGAAGUCCCUUUCCGAGAUCUGGGGUUCCAGGGUGCUCCUUACAGAAGUACUUGUCUCCUACAGCCAACGUCUAGUGCACUCUGCAAUGUGACGGAGUGGAUGAAGUGGGAACGGGUGGCACGGUGGUGUAGUGGUUAGCGCUGUCGCCUCACA
Messenger RNA from Neoarius graeffei (lesser salmon catfish), 1509 nucleotides. RefSeq names its product FACT complex subunit SPT16-like. The record is from RefSeq and is a predicted model, not a curated record. Gene Ontology annotation, biological process: positive regulation of transcription elongation by RNA polymerase II; transcription elongation by RNA polymerase II. Gene Ontology annotation, cellular component: FACT complex. The coding region runs from base 1 to 1494 and encodes 497 amino acids. Lineage: Eukaryota; Metazoa; Chordata; Actinopteri; Siluriformes; Ariidae. The transcript is spliced from 12 exons. Gene Ontology annotation, molecular function: nucleosome binding.